CUUGGGGGGGGGGGUAGGUAAGGUUUUAAUGAGACUCCAUUGGGCUAUAAUCAGUGUCAUGUCGGAUUCACGUUAACUACAACAGGGUGAAACAAAAUGGCGGCGGCUUAGCUUUUACCUUCCUUGAUAAGGAUGUACCCGUGCCACCAGGAACAGUCUUCCUAGACUUCCAAGUUGGUAGAAUGAUAAGGAAUUUCAGUCAACACGUGUUUCUGUGUCUCUUCUGAUUCCUGAAGAAUGGAUAUUUAUGAGAAGCUACUAAACAGCAUGUGGAACUCUCUGAUUGUUUUAGAGUUGUGAAUAACCUUUGAAAGAUUUGUUAAAAGAAUAAAGAGGAACCUCUAUGGGUAACUUUUGGCUGAAAGAUAUUCUUGGUCAACCAUGGUAAAACUUGCAAACCCACUUUAUACAGAGUGGAUUCUUGAGGCUAUACAAAAGGUUAAAAAGCAAAAGCAAAGGCCAUCUGAAGAAAGAAUUUGUCAUGCUGUGUGCGCUUCACAUGGAUUAGAUAAGAAAACUGUUUCAGAACAGUUGGAACUAAGUGUUCAAGAUGGCUCUAUUCUUAAAGUUACCAACAAAGGCCUUGCAUCCUACAAGGACCCAGAUAAUCCUGGGCGGUUUUCAUCUGUUAAACCUGGCACUCUUCCUAAAUCUGUUAAGGGAUCUAGAGGAGCCUCUAAUGAGCUUCGUAAUGUGGAUUGGAAUAAACUAUUGAGAAGAGCAAUUGAAGGGCUUCAGGAACCAAAUGGCUCCUCUCUGAAAAACAUAGAGAAAUAUUUGAGAAGUCAAAAUGACCUAGCAAGUAUUUUCAACAACCCUGUCUUUCAGCAGAGAUUACGGUUGGGGGCCAAGCGUGCUGUAAAUAAUGGGAGGUUACUGAAGGAUGGACCUCAAUAUAGGGUGAAUUAUGGUAGUUUGGACAGUAAAGGAACUCCAAAAUAUUCCAGUGCUUUCCCAGCUUCUCUUCCACCUGUAAGCCUUCUACCCCAUGAAAAAGACCAGCCACGAGCUGAUCCCAUUCCAAUAUGUAGUUUCUGUUUGGGGACUAAAGAAUCAAAUCGUGAAAAAAAACCAGAAGAACUGCUCUCCUGCGCAGACUGUGGCAGCAGCGGGCAUCCAUCAUGUUUGAAAUUUUGUCCUGAGUUAACAGCAAAUGUAAAGGCCUUAAGAUGGCAGUGUAUCGAAUGCAAGACAUGCAGUGCAUGUAGAAUCCAAGGCAAAAAUGCAGAUAACAUGCUCUUCUGUGAUUCUUGCGAUAGAGGGUUCCACAUGGAAUGCUGUGACCCACCACUUUCCCGAAUGCCUAAAGGGAUGUGGAUUUGCCAGGUCUGCAGACCAAAGAAGAAGGGAAGAAAGCUACUUCAUGAGAAAGCGGCGCAAAUAAGACGACGAUAUGCAAAACCUAUUGGACGACCGAAAAAUAAACUAAAGCAACGAAUGUUGUCUGUAACCAGUGAUGAAGGAUCCAUGAAUGCAUUCACAGGAAGGGGGUCACCUGGUAGGGGUCAAAAGACUAAAGUCUGUACCACACCUUCAUCUGGUCAUGCUGCAUCUGUGAAGGAUUCAAGCAGCAGAUUGCCUGUUACAGACCCCACUCGGCCUGGUGCCACCACCAAAAUCACCACCACCUCCACCUACAUAUCUGCCUCUACACUUAAAGUUAACAAGAAAACCAAAGGGCUCAUUGAUGGCCUUACUAAGUUUUUUACACCAUCACCCGAUGGUCGCAGAUCACGAGGUGAAAUAAUAGACUUUUCAAAGCACUAUCGUCCAAGGAAAAAGGUCUCUCAGAAACAGUCAUGCACUUCUCAUGUGUUGGCUACAGGUACCACACAAAAGCUAAAACCUCCACCUUCUUCACUUCCACCCCAAACUCCCAUCUCUGGUCAGAGCCCCAGUUCACAAAAAUCCUGCACUUCCACCUCUUCUAACUCUCCCCAAAGUUCUUCCAGUCAGUCAAGUGCACCCUCCUUUAGCAGCCUUCCUAAUAACAGUCAGCUAAAGGGACUCUUUGAUGGACUUUCUCAUAUAUAUACCAUCCAGGGACAGUCUCGAAAAAAGGGACACCCGAGUUAUGCACCACCCAAACGUAUGCGUCGUAAACCAGAGUUAUCUUCCACAUCAAAAUCUAAUACCCAUUUCUAUGGAAAGAAAGAGAUUAGAAGUAGGUUUAUUUCUCAUUCCUCCACCUCUGGAUGGGGUGUGUCUAGAGGACGUGCUUUUAAAGCAAUUGCUCACUUCAAGCGAACAACUUUCCUUAAAAAGCACAGGAUUCUAGGCAGAUUAAAGUAUAAAGUGACCCCUCAGAUGGGGACCCCCUCACCAGGGAAGGGGAGCUUGGCAGACGGAAGGAUUAAACCUGAUCAGGAUGAUGAUACAGAAAUCAAAAUAAGCAUCAAACAAGAAAAUACAGAUGUAAUUCUGGUGGGGAGAAAGGAAAUUGUUACAGAGGAGGAUGUGGACGUUUUUAAGCAGGCUCGGGAACUUUCUCUGGAGAAAAUUGGAUGUAAAAACAGCAGUGAAACAAAUGGCCGGUACCCUUCAGUGAUAGAAUUCGGGAAGUAUGAGAUCCAGACCUGGUACUCUUCACCUUAUCCGCAGGAAUAUGCAAGGCUAUCAAAGCUUUACCUGUGUGAAUUCUGUCUUAAAUAUAUGAAAAGUAAAAACAUUUUGCUAAGACACUCAAAGAAGUGUGGUUGGUUCCAUCCUCCAGCCAAUGAAAUCUACAGAAGAAAUGAUCUUUCAGUAUUUGAGGUUGAUGGAAAUGUGAGCAAAAUUUAUUGCCAAAAUCUUUGCUUGUUAGCCAAGCUCUUUCUGGACCACAAAACGUUGUAUUAUGAUGUUGAGCCAUUCCUUUUCUAUGUUCUUACAAAAAAUGAUGAAAAAGGCUGUCACUUAGUUGGAUAUUUCUCUAAGGUUAUUUACUUUCUAGAAGAGAGGGGCAAGCAGGGUCCCCUGAAAAGCCGCUGUCUGAUCUGGGUCGUCUCUCAUACUUAGCCUACUGGAAAAGUGUCAUAUUAGAAUACCUUUAUUGCCACCAUGAAAAACAUAUCAGCAUCAAGGGAAUGAGCCGAGCCACUGGAAUGUGUCCACAUGAUAUUGCUACAACCCUGCAGCAGCACAGCAUGAUAGACAGGAGGGAAGACAGAUUUGUAAUCAUUAGAAGGGAAAAACUGAUCUCAAACCACAUGGAGAAACUGAAAGCUAAUCCACGCGUCAAUGAAGUAGACCCUGAAAGUUUGAGAUGGACUCCACUGCUUGUUUCUAAUGCUGCGGUUUCUGAAGAAGAGAGGGAAGCUGAAAAAGAGGCUGAGCGUCUGAUGGAACAGGCUAGCUGCUGGGAAAAGGAAGAGCAAGAAAUAUUCUCCACAAGAACUAAUAGUAGGCAAUCACCUGCAAAAGUACAAUCUAAAAAUAAAUACUUGCGAUCUCCAGAGAGUGUGGCAGUGGUUGGAGAGCGAGGGCAAUCCACGGAGCAAUCUAAAGAAAGCAGUGAGGAUGAUGAGGGGGAUGGGAAUCAUCAAAGUUCACCUCCACGGCUGACCAAACCACAAUCACUGGCCAUAAAAAGAAAGAGACCUUUCAUCUUGAAAAAGAAAAGGGGUCGUAAACGCAGAAGGGUUAAUAGUAGUGUCACAACAGAGACAAUUUCUGAAACCACAGAGGUGUUGAAUGAGCCCUUUGAUCACUCGGAUGAAGAGCGGCCCAUGCCGCAGCUGGAACCUACUUGUGAGAUAGAUGGGGAAGAUGAUGACUUAAAGCCUGUGAUCAGAAAAAUAUUCCAGUAUCAACCUGGUAGGCAGAACCAGGUGGAAGAGGAGGACAAAGAGGAGAGAGACAAUCAUUAUAAAAAUGAUGUUCAGUGUAGAAACAACACAGAGGAUGUAGCUGUCUUGGAAGAAAGCACUAAAGACAAUCCUGAACCCUUGAGGUGUAAACAGGGCUGGCCCAAAGGAGUGAAGCGUGGUCCAUCUAAGUGGCGGCAGAACAAAGAAAGAAAGCCUGGUUUUAAACUUAAUUUAUACACCCCACCUGAGACUCCUAUGGAGUCUGACUACCAGGUAAUAGUAGAGGAACAGAAGCAAGUAUCUGAAGACAAGCCCUGCCAAGUUCCUGCUAUUGCAGAGGAGGAGAUUAAAGAGCCUAUUAAGAAUUUGCAGCCUCAAGAUGAGGUAAAAGAGCUGGAGCCUGAGCUUCUAAACCCACCCAAUGAAUCCUUUGAAAUCAUAGAAAAUGAUCUAAUGAAAGAGGAAGAAGAAAAAAAUGUUGAGGAAGAUGUUUCCAGUGCAAAAAAUCAAGAUAAAGACCCACAGAAGGAAAUGUGCGCUCAAAAAGAUGAGCCUGAGCAUUUGGAUGAUCAUGAAGAGGAGGAAGAAGAAGAGGAAGAACCAUCUCACAAUGAGGAUCAUGAUGCAGAUGAUGAAGAUGAUAGCCAUAUGGGUUCAACAGAAGUGGAGAAAGAGGAGUUACCAGGAGAAGCCUUCAAAGAAGUGCUAGACAACCAGGAGUCUUUUUUAGACUUAAAUGUACAAACUGGUAAUUCAAAUCAAGAGGAUUUAAUGGACUGUGGUGUUGACCUUGCAGCUGAGUGUGAAGGUGACCGUAAAGAGCUUACUGAAGAUUCGGGGCAUGUACCUGAAUCUGAUGAUGAUCAAACAGAUAAUAAUCAGAACCAAAAGGAGAGUGAAGAGUUAAAUUCCGAUUUCAAGGAAGAAAGUACUGAAACCAUGGAGAUUGAUUCAGAGACAGUACAAGCAGUCCAGUCUCUAACCCAGGAAACAAGUGAACAGGAAGAUGCAUUUCAGGACUGUUCAGAGACGCAAGAGGCAUGUAGAAGCCUGCAGAAUUAUACUCAUACUGAUCAAAGUCCACAAAUGACCACACUGGAUGAUUGCCAACAAUCUGACCACAGUAGCCCAGUCUCAUCUGUCCAUUCUCAUCCUAGCCAGUCAGUUCGUUCUGUUAAUAGUCCAAACGUUCCUCCAUUAGAGAACAGUUAUGCUCAAAUCAGCCCAGAUCAAAGUGCCAUCUCUGUGCCAUCUUUACAGAACAUGGAGACCAGUCCAAUGAUGGAUGUCCCAUCAGUUUCGGAUCAUUCACAACAAGUUGUGGAUAGUGGGUUUAGUGAUCUAGGAAGCAUCGAGAGCACAACGGAAAACUAUGAAAACCCAAGCAGUUAUGAUUCUACAAUGGGAAGUAGCAUCUGUGGAAACAACUCUUCCCAAAACAGUUGCUCGUAUAGCAACCUUACAUCUAGUAACCUAACACAGAGUAGCUGUGCAGUGACGCAGCAAAUGUCUAAUAUUAAUGGAAGCUGCAGUAUGAUGCAACAAACCAACAUCAAUUCUCCUCCUACCUGUAAUGUAAAAUCUCCUCAAGGCUGUGUUGUUGAAAGGCCACCGAGCAGCAACCAACAGUUAUCUCAGUGCAGCAUGGCUGCUAAUUUUACACCACCUAUGCAGUUAACUGAAAUCCCAGAGACUGGCAAUGCCAACAUUGGCCUAUAUGAAAGAAUGGGUCAGAGUGAAUUUGGAGCAGGGCAUUACCCACAGCCAUCUGCUACCUUUAGUCUUGCCAAACUGCAACAGUUAACUAACACACUUAUGGAUCAUUCAUUGCCUUACAGCCAUUCAGCUGCUGUAACUUCCUAUGCAAACAGUGCCUCUUUGUCCACAUCCUUAAGUAACACAGGGCUUGUUCAGCUUUCUCAAUCUCCACACACUGUUCCUGGAGGACCCCAAGCACAGGCUACUAUGACCCCACCCCCUAAUCUUACCCCACCUCCCAUGAAUUUGCCUCCUCCCCUUUUGCAGCGUAACAUGGCGGCAUCAAAUAUUGGAAUAUCCCAUACCCAAAGACUGCAAACUCAGAUGGCCGGCAAAGGCCAUGUGUCUGUGAGAACCAAAUCAGCCCCUCUGCCCCCAGCGGCAGCAGCCCAUCAGUCACAAAUCUAUGGGCGUGCUUCACAGACUGUGGCUAUGCAAGGACCCGCACGGACCUUAACGAUGCAACGUGGUAUGAAUAUGAGUGUAAAUUUAAUGCCAGCCCCCGCUUAUAAUGUCAAUUCAGUGAACAUGAAUAUGAACACCCUUAAUGCUAUGAAUGGAUAUAGUAUGUCCCAGCCCAUGAUGAACAGCGGAUAUCAUAGUAACCACGGAUAUAUGAAUCAAACACCCCAGUACCCUAUGCAGAUGCAGAUGGGAAUGAUGGGAACUCAGCCAUAUGCACAGCAACCAAUGCAGACAACACCACACAGUAACAUGAUGUACACUCCUCCAGGGCAUCAUGGCUACAUGAAUACUGGCAUGUCUAAACAGUCUCUUAAUGGAUCCUACAUGAGAAGGUAGGCUCUUUGGAGAGUCAGAUUACCAAACUGGCGUAUUGGAUUGAUCUGCACAAAUAGGAGAGUACGAUUUCAAAACCAGCAAUUGGUGUGAAUGCAAAAACAUUUGUUGGCACCAUGUUAAAAGCUGUAUGCAGCAGAAAGCCUUAUACAAGUUUGUUUUUUCUUUUUCUUUUCUUUUCUUGUUUUGGGGGGGGGACCUCUCUUUUUUGUUGAUUUUGUUUUAGGGGGGAUGGGAUUGGGUUUUUGUUUUGUUUUGUUUGUUUUUUUAAUUUUAACUGAAGUUCUCUGGAAAGGAAGAAUUCUUUCUACGAACUGCAAUUACACAGCAGCCAAUGGUUCAGAGCCAUUUUAUGUGCCUGCUCCCAUUAAAAAUGUGGAUACAUAGACUCCAAAACUUAGUAUUGGACCCUGAGAUUUCUCUCCAUUUUCCCCCACAUGUAAAUGCCUUUUAGCAUUUCAUUUAUUGUACAUUUUGUUUCUUAAGGUGACACUUCCGCAUGCCGCUAAUGUCUUUGUUAGUGACAGUGCAUUUUGUAGUACUGUACAAGUGUUGUGCUUAACAGUAAGCCAUUUCUUAAGUUUUUUGCCUUGAUUAGGUUACCCUAAUUUGAGGGUAAAAAAACAAAACUAUAUUUUUGUUAAUUAUAAAACUUGUAAAAAUAAAAAAAACUGUAAAAGCUAUUCACAUUUUUGUUAGUUCAAAGGGUUUUAUUGCUAAAUGUUUGGUGUAAAGUUGAGACUCUUUUCCAUUUUUGGUGACCGAUUUCUGUUUUUUUUUUGGGGGGGGGGGGAAUAAAAAGGCAGCUUUCUGUUUUAUAAUUGCAGACUUUUUUUCACUGAAUGAAGCAUAUCUCAGUGUUUAUUUGUCAUGUUUUGAAACAUUUUCACAUAUGUCCAAAUACUUGGCAGGAUUUUAAAAAAUAGUGAAUUUGGUGUAAAGUUGCUAUUUUAUGGAAAUGCCUCUAACUUUACAUUUUCAUUCCAUCUGUAGAUUUUUCUAUCUUUAUAAAAUAUUGAAGUUAUUUUUUAAGGGAAAAAAAAUAGAGCAGUAGCGUGUGAAUAGUUCAAACUAAGCUUACAGAUCGCAUGUAAAAAGGCAAAAAUUAUGUGUCUGUUUAUAUUGCUUCCUUUUUUGUAGCCUUUGUACCUGUACAGAGUGACUGUAAGGGCCGAGCAGAAGAGGCUUGAUACAUGUGUAAAAUAGGACCCAGUGACACUCUUGUAUUUAUCUGUUAUCUUUUUAGUCAGUCACUUAAAAAAAA
Trachemys scripta elegans is the source of this 7608-nucleotide messenger RNA. It is a transcript of the gene KAT6B, whose product is annotated as lysine acetyltransferase 6B. Gene Ontology annotation, biological process: regulation of DNA-templated transcription; nucleosome assembly. Lineage: Eukaryota; Metazoa; Chordata; Testudines; Emydidae. Gene Ontology annotation, cellular component: nucleosome; MOZ/MORF histone acetyltransferase complex. The record is from RefSeq and is a predicted model, not a curated record. Gene Ontology annotation, molecular function: DNA binding; histone acetyltransferase activity.